AAGCAGCUUUAUCUAUGGUUUUUCCCUUUGCUUUAUCUGACCUAUUUUCCCAACACUCUUUCAUGGUAAUGAUUCCAUAGCUGGCCUCUCCUUCCCCUCCUUCCCCUCCUAUCUUUUUCUCUCAGACUUGAAAACAAAAGAAAACUUUGGAAAAUCCCUCCCCUACCCCCCUUUCAUGUUUUUGCUACUUCAACUUUCUCUGUGUAUGUAAAAACCCUGCAGACAUAGCAGAGGGUGGUGCAGAAAGUCUUGUGUCUCAGAUCCCGAUAACACUGCAUCUCUCCUUACACCAUUAACGAGAAAAAAACUGCCUUGGUGUUUCCCUCUCGGUCUCUCUCUUUCUCCCCAUUGAAAACACUCCAGCAUAUAAUAAUAUAACCUAACCUUAGUUCACUCUCAGGCACAAGGGUCUUUCUUUGUGGUCCUUUACUGCUUCUUCAUUUCUUUAUACACAGUACAUCGAAACCUUUCUUUUUUUUGUUUACAAAAUAGUGAAAUACCCUUUCUCUUUUCCCUUCACACCUUAUUACACUUUCCCUUUAGCGCUUUAUCUAUAUACAACACACACACACACACACACAGUUGCUCUACUCUUUAGUGGUUUCGAGAAAUGCAAGAACCCGGGUUAGGCAUGAUGAGUAGUGGUGGGAGUGGUGCAAUUGGAGGCUUAAGCAGCGGUGAAGUGUCUGUUUCCGGUGACCAGAAUCGUCAGCUCAAGGCUGAGAUAGCUACUCAUCCGCUUUAUGAGCAGCUUUUAGCAGCUCAUGUUUCUUGUCUCCGGGUUGCUACACCUAUUGAUCAGUUGCCUCUAAUCGAUGCGCAGUUGGCACAGUCUCAUAAUCUUCUUAGGUCGUAUGCUUCACAGCAUCACCAACAUGGCCACUCCCUAUCCCCCCAUGACAGACAGGAGCUUGAUAACUUCUUGGCACAAUAUUUGAUAGUGCUGUGUACUUUCAAAGAACAGCUUCAACAACAUGUCAGAGUCCAUGCCGUUGAAGCUGUCAUGGCUUGCCGUGAAAUCGAAAAUAACUUACAAGCUCUCACUGGAGUAACCUUGGGUGAAGGCACAGGUGCAACAAUGUCAGAUGACGAGGACGAGUUGCAGAUGGACUUCUCUUUGGAUCAAUCUGGCGCUGAUGGGCAUGACUUAAUGGGUUUUGGUCCCCUACUUCCUACAGAAUCUGAAAGGUCUUUGAUGGAGAGGGUUCGUCAGGAGCUGAAGAUUGAACUAAAACAGGGUUUCAAAUCUAGAAUUGAAGAUGUGAGGGAGGAAAUUUUGCGAAAAAGAAGGGCUGGAAAAUUACCAGGUGACACAACUACAGUGCUGAAGAACUGGUGGCAGCAACACUCAAAGUGGCCAUACCCAACUGAAGAUGACAAGGCCAAACUUGUGGAGGAGACAGGGCUGCAGCUAAAGCAAAUCAACAACUGGUUCAUCAACCAAAGGAAGCGCAACUGGCAUAGCAACUCUCAAUCUGUGACCUCCUUAAAGUCCAAAAGGAAAAGGUAGACAACGAAACUCCGUGAGGAAUGGAGAAGAAAGGAAGUUUCAACGUGUUGAUGAAUGAUGAUGUCGGUAUAGCUAUUGUGUGACCUCUUGGGGUAAAUAGCUCUGGGCUAACAUUUUGUGAUGGUACUGAAAGAAUCUGGGAAGUUAGAUGCUUUCCAAAACCAGGUACAGGUUGUAAUAGAUUGAUUUUAUAUAGCUUACAUGUAAGUGUGCAGAUUCAAGUUUCUAACAAAGUAAACAUACUUCCUGUCACAUCUCCUCUUCCUUUGAGAUGUCUCUAAUUUCAUAUAUUCAUAUUGAAAGUUUACUGGUUGA
Molecule: messenger RNA, 1825 nt
Organism: Theobroma umbraticum
Lineage: Eukaryota; Viridiplantae; Streptophyta; Magnoliopsida; Malvales; Malvaceae
Gene: KNAT7
Product: homeobox knotted-like protein
Biological process (GO): regulation of DNA-templated transcription
Cellular component (GO): nucleus
Molecular function (GO): DNA binding
Source: RefSeq, a predicted model, not a curated record